AUGUCACUUACUGAGAGUCAACAGGAUACUUCAUACAAACAAAAAACUUCACAUAAUAAAACAACUAAUAAAGAUAAACUUACAAAUACGAAAAUUUCCCGUUUACUUAAAUUUUCACCUCAAAACAAUAUCAAUAAUCUUAACUUCUUAUUGAACGAAUUUAUUGAAUUGAUCAAUAAUAAUAUAAUCAAAACAAUUAUUUUUAUCAUCGUUACUAUUAUAGUAGCAACAGUUACAAUAACUAAAUCUAAUUCCAAAAAUAAUAUCGAACUCGUGAGCGAUGAUAUAAUAAUUAAUCCACCAACUAAUACUGAAGCAUUAUCCAUUCCAAGUCGACCUUCUUUUAUAAAAUUUAAUUUUGAAUAUUUGAAAGAUGUCAAUAAAACUCCAAUUACAAGGUACAUGCUUGAACAAAAAUAUUCAUCAAAAAUAAUAAGAGGGUUUGUACCUCUUUCAAACACAAAUCCAAUUCUUAAUGACUAUAAUAGUGUUCCAAAAAAUGGGAAGAGCAAAUACCAAGUACCGAACUUACCUAUAAUAGGAAAUACUAAAAUGAAAAGCAUGUCAAAGUUUCAUAGCUUUCGCAUGGAAUAUAAUCAGGAAGUUCAAUGUCAAAAAUUUUUAUACAACGGUAUUAUAGAAUAUUCCGAAAAUAAAAUGAUUUUAAAAGAUGACAUCCAAUUAUUAAGAAGUCAAUUACUAAAUAAACCAAAUAAUUGGCUAGCCAAAGAGUUGAUAGAUAAAAGGGAUAGAUAUAGGAGUGAAAAAGAAAUAUUAGAAAAGCAAUGGUUUCGAUUUGGUGGUUCAUCUGUAUGGUUAGAAAGUGAACAAUGCUAUGUGGUAUUCACACGUGUUGUGUACUCUAGAUUAGGAAGAAGGAAUCGUCCCCAUGUAUCGUUAGUUCGAGGUCAAGCUUUUGAUAAAGAAUGGAACGAAAUUAUUGGGAAGAGAAUUCCAUACCUUGAUGUUAAUCGAAUUCCAGAAUUUCAAAAUGAUAAACAGGACUCAAUUGGUUUAGACUUGAACAGCAAUGACUCUAAAUCACGAAUAAUAAUGUCAAGGUUUUAUGUAACUUACCCAACAGUCUUUGAUAUUCCUUUUGGAAUCGAUGGAGAUUGGAAUGGUCCCGAGGACCCUCAUAUUAUUUUAAGGAAAACAAAUCAAACAGAAGAACCUAUUUUGUUUUUAAACAUGUUCGAUACAGUGGAAGGUAAAAGAAGAAUGUAUAGCUAUAUGCCACAUAGAAGAGUAGAUCCAUUAAUUAAACUUACUAUCUCAGAUCGUAUUUUAAAACACCAGGAGAAGAACUGGAGUCCCUUUUUCCAUCCUUCUGACGCCGUUGCCAACGGGAUCUCGAGGGGUUCUAUCCAUUUCAUAUAUACAUUUAGUCCAUUAGAUAUUAUCAAAUGUUCUUUGGAUAAUGGUUCUUGUGAAAUGAUAUUUAAUGGAACUAAACCAAAUAAUAACAAUGAUUUAUCUAGCACACAAUUUGAUGGAAUUAGAGGUGGAACUCAAUUUAUACCAUUACCGAUUCAGAUACCAAGUCUGCAAAAUAAAACAAUUUUGGUUGGAUUCCCUAAGUUACACAUUCAAAACUGUGGUUGUGGUGAAUUUUUUUAUCGUCCAAUGUUAGUUGUACUUGUUGAAUCCAAAGGAAGUUAUAGAUUAGAAUUAAUUGUAGCAACAAUUGAUUUUGAUAUUGAUGUAUUAUCUUGGGAUAUGAAAAGCUCAGAAUGUAAAGAGACAAACAUAAUGAGUCCCAAUUCAAUAGUUCAUUGGAAUGUAUUAUCUCAUGAUCCCAAUACUAAACAAUAUGAUGAUUAUAUGACAGUCACCAUUAGUGAAUCUGAUUCAUUAACAAAAAUGAUCACAUUGAGAGGUAUCGCCGAUUAUAUCUCUGGUAUAUAUAACCGAGAUGAAUCUAUGAUGACCAAUAAUAUGACUGAUUAUAGUGAUCUGAAUGUUAUAUCAUGUGUUUCUAAUGAUGCUGAACAAACUUGUGCUGCGUAUGGACGCACACAUCCAAACACAGAUACAUUCCAUUGUAAAGAUAUAUUCAUUACUAUUUUUGAAUAUAUAUAUUACAUAUGGAUUACUACCAUAUGUACAUUAUUUCCAUGA
Maudiozyma saulgeensis is the source of this 2121-nucleotide messenger RNA. Lineage: Eukaryota; Fungi; Ascomycota; Saccharomycetes; Saccharomycetales; Saccharomycetaceae. The record is from the annotation of a GenBank genome assembly.